CGGGUGGAGGCGGGAGAAGGGCGGCGGCGCCGUCACGUGAGGCCCUGCCUGGCGCUCGGCUCUCCGCACAGCCCCGCCGCCGCCAGCCCGGCCCGAGCCCCGCCGCCGCCUCUCCUCGCCUCGGCUCGGCUCCUCCGGCGCUCCCAUGCCCAGCAGCGAAGCGGUGCCGCUGGGGCUGGGCGCCUGCCGCAGGUCGGGGGCGCUGGGAGGGAUGCUGUCGCUGGUGGCGAGGCUGCUGGAGUGGCUGCGCUCGCUGUUCUGGAAGGAGGAGAUGGAGCUCACGCUGGUGGGGCUGCAGUACUCGGGCAAGACCACGCUGCUCACCGUGCUGGCGUCGGGGCAGUUCACAGAAGAUAUGAUUCCUACAGUAGGCUUCAAUAUGAGAAAAAUAACAAAAGGAAAUGUUACCAUAAAGGUGUGGGAUAUUGGAGGACAGCCAAGGUUUCGAAGCAUGUGGGAGCGUUAUUGCAGAGGAGUCAAUGCAGUUGUUUACAUGGUGGAUGCAGCAGACCUAGAAAAAGUAGAAGCUUCAAAGAAUGAGCUUCACAGUUUGAUAGAUAAGCCACAAUUGCAUGGAAUUCCAGUGUUAGUUCUUGGAAAUAAACGAGACCUCCCAGGUGCACUGGAUGAGAAGCAGUUAAUUGAGAAAUUAAACCUUUCAGCUAUUCAAGACAGAGAAAUCUGUUGCUAUUCUAUUUCCUGUAAAGAGAAGGAUAACAUAGACAUAACAUUACAAUGGCUUAUUCAGCACUCCAAAUCAAGAAACUGUUGAAGAAACUUUUGCUGAAGAUAACUCUUCCCCAAUCACUUUGACUCCUAUCAGCUAUACACACUGAAAAGAUAAGGAAUGCAACUGUCUAUUACCAGGACUCACUGUGGUCAUAUUUGUUAACAGAAGUAAAUCUGACUUGUAAUGUCUCUGUCUGUUUUGAUUCUUUUUUUUUUUUUUUUUUUGAAUCCUGAUAUUUGUCUGCCUAGGUGAAAUUCCUGAACGCCUUAACACAAGACUGGAAGAAAACAAUAAUUUUUUGAGCUGAAGUGUUUUGAGUUUAUGCAUGCAAAUUGUCAAAUACAUAGUACUUUUUUUCUAAUUUGAAACUGAAUAAAUUGUGCAGUGGAAACAAAUGACUGUUUUUUUUGAAUGUAGCAUAUAAUUAUUCACACAGAUUGUCUUCCCUCUGAACACAUGUAGUUAAGUACAUUCAGUCAAUUAAAUCAAUUAAUCAAUUAAAACUAUAAUUAAGAGCUUUUUAUUUGAACAAAAUGCUGAUAUUCAGAACACUUUCACAUAUUCUGGAGAAAAGUUAUUUACGAAGUUAUGUAUCUGUAGUUAGUUUUUCCAGUCCCUAAUGUGAAUUAUUCAUAUGAAUAUUCUUUUGGAAUUGAAAAAUAAAAUAUUCUAGACAAUUUAAAAAUAAAAUA
Vidua chalybeata is the source of this 1422-nucleotide messenger RNA. Its product is annotated as ADP-ribosylation factor-like protein 8B. Bases 146 to 772 code for a protein of 208 amino acids. Gene Ontology annotation, cellular component: lysosomal membrane. Gene Ontology annotation, biological process: protein transport; anterograde axonal transport. Lineage: Eukaryota; Metazoa; Chordata; Aves; Passeriformes; Viduidae. Gene Ontology annotation, molecular function: GTPase activity; GTP binding. The record is from RefSeq and is a predicted model, not a curated record. The transcript has 7 exons.